This is a messenger RNA of Haemonchus placei, 660 nucleotides long. Lineage: Eukaryota; Metazoa; Nematoda; Chromadorea; Rhabditida; Trichostrongylidae. The record is from the annotation of a GenBank genome assembly.
AUGGGGAGAGCUGGAAAAAAUGUGGCAGAUGCUCCACGUAAUUUUUUCGAUAUCGGCACUGCCGGUGACUGGGUGGCCGGCUAUGUUACCCUGUGUGGUGCCGCAGCCGACGCCCUCGAGGCAAAGAGCAAUGCGACGCUGCCCGCAGCGGAGCAGAUUUUGUCCCGUUAUAGUCGUACACCUGCGAGAGCUGUCACUCUGCUUUUAUCUAUGAAUACUGCGCGCAGCCUACGAGAGUACUUGGGAAUCGACUAUACCCCUGACUAUGGAAUGGUGCUACUUCGAAGAGGAUCCCCUCCUUUCUCAGACGAAUAUUUUGGUUCUCCACAUGUUAUGUGGUGGUUUCCCAUUCCUGCCAUACUUUCCGUUGUUUUUGUCCUAUUUUGCGUGCAUACUGCUUCACAGGAAAAAUUGCCGUUCUUCCUGGUAUCCACUUCACCAGUCGCAAAUCAAACUAGUUGUUUGCUAAUGUCAUUUGUCAUCCUUAUUUUCUCCCUUAACCUCACACAAGGCUUAUACACGCUUCUUCUUUGCGAUCAACUGAGGUUCAGUUUUGCUUGUGCUACCAAGUGGUUUUUGCAAACGGUUUGCGUCGGCUACCCAUCGCUUAGAAUCCUUACAGAACAUGGCCGCAAGGUUCAGGAGUACUGGUCAUCAUAA